Molecule: messenger RNA, 794 nt
Organism: Nanorana parkeri
Lineage: Eukaryota; Metazoa; Chordata; Amphibia; Anura; Dicroglossidae
Gene: MRPS2
Product: mitochondrial ribosomal protein S2
Exons: 3
Coding region: 1-753 (250 amino acids)
Biological process (GO): translation
Cellular component (GO): ribosome; mitochondrial small ribosomal subunit
Molecular function (GO): structural constituent of ribosome
Source: RefSeq, a predicted model, not a curated record
AUGUUUUCAGGUUGUGACAGGAAGCUGAGGACCCUGGAGGAAUUUAUUGAAUUUCCUGUCUCUGUUUCCUGGUUUCUAGAUUUUGAGAAUUGGCUUAUAUCAGAGCCCCUGAAGCACCCCGACUUCUUUAACGUGAAGGAGCUCCUCUCUGUGAAGACGCUGUUUGAUGCCCGUGUCCAUCUCGGUCACAAGAAAGGAUGUCGCCACAGGCUGAUGGAGCCGUACAUCUUCGGAUGCCGUCUUGAUCAGGAUAUCGUUGAUCUGGACAAGACUCUGGAGCACCUCUGGCUAAUGCUGAAUUUUACCGCUCACGUCGCUUACCGCAAGGGAGUCAUUCUGUUUGUGAGCCGCCGCCGUCAAUUCACCCACACGGUGGAGACCCUAGCAAAGGAGUGCGGGGAAUAUGCCCACACGCGCUUCUGGCAGGGCGGCCUGCUGACCAACGCCAGCAUCCAGUAUGGGAAAGGUGUUCGUCUGCCGGACCUCAUCAUCUUUCUCAACACCCUGAACACCGUGUUUGAGCAGCAUGUGGCCAUCCGUGAUGCCGCCAAGAUGAAUAUCCCGACGGCAGGGAUAGUGGAUACCAACUGUAACCCCAGCCUAAUCACCUACCCGGUGCCUGGUAACGAUGAUAGCCCGAAUUCCAUUGAACUGUACUGUCAGCUGCUGAAAAUUGUCAUCAACCGUGCCAAGGACAAACGGAAACAGAUGGAAAUUCUCUACGGACUCAGAGAGAAGAUUGGCUCUUCCUAGAUCACUUCCUGUCCAGCUGAGAUAAUAUGGAGGAUGCCACU